Messenger RNA from Manacus vitellinus (golden-collared manakin), 663 nucleotides. RefSeq names its product ataxin 7 like 3 (gene ATXN7L3). The annotation marks the transcript as partial. Gene Ontology annotation, molecular function: transcription coactivator activity. Gene Ontology annotation, biological process: regulation of transcription by RNA polymerase II; positive regulation of DNA-templated transcription. The transcript has 7 exons. The record is from RefSeq and is a predicted model, not a curated record. Lineage: Eukaryota; Metazoa; Chordata; Aves; Passeriformes; Pipridae. Gene Ontology annotation, cellular component: SAGA complex; DUBm complex.
CAGGCCAUCGCACACGAGAUCUACACGGAGCUGGUGGAGGAUGCCUGCCUGGGGCUCUGCUUCGAGGUGCACCGGGCUGUCAAGUGUGGGUACUUCUUCCUGGAUGACACGGACCCUGACAGCAUGAAGGACUUUGAGAUCGUGGACCAGCCGGGCGUGGACAUCUUCGGGCAGGUGUACAACCAGUGGAAGAACAAGGAGUGCGUGUGCCCCAACUGCAGCCGCAGCAUCGCCGCCUCCCACAGGGGGAACAGGGGCUGGGACCCCUGGGAUCUUUCCCAGCUCAGCUUCUUCCCACUGGAGCUGCAAUGCGGGGUCAUCUCGGAGCACACCAAGAAGAUGUGCACCAGGUCCCUGCGGUGUCCCCAGCACACGGAUGAGCAGCGCAGGGCAGUCCGGGUUUACCUCCUCGGUCCCUCCGCGUCCCUGCCCGAGGCAGAGGCCGGCGUGGAGAACGACAGCUUCGAGGUGGCCGAGAGCCAGGCCCUCAUGAGCCGCCUGCAGUGGGAUGGCUCCUCCGACAUCUCCCCCUCCGACUCGGCCUCCUCCAAAGCCAGUACAAACAACUCCGAGUCCCGCAAGACCAAGAAGAAGAAGCCCCACCUGGGGCUGGUGAGUGGUGCCCCAGGGCUCGGCUCCAGCAAGAAGAAGAAGCCCAAGCCC